CACACACAAAGAUAAGGCCAGCAUGGCAGUAAGAGCAAGACCUCUUCUCGUCCUCUUUGCAGGCUACCUCAUCCAUUUCUCUCUAGGUAUUGGCCCCACAUUCGGUAAUAUACUUCCCUAUCUAGUCUCGUACGUGAGAGCAGACUCAAAACCUUCUUCACUCCGCUACACAGACGCUGCAUAUGUCUACUCUUGUCAGCUAGCAGGCUGGGGAGCGAGUACGCUACUAGGAGGACUACUGGAGAGGCGGUUAGGCCCUAGAAUAGUCACGCUUAUGGGCGGUCUACUAAUGUCUGCAGGGAGCUUUGCCUCUUACUUUGCUCUGAGUGCUAAUUACUGGAUACUGAUUGCAACUUUUGGAUUCUGUUUUGGAAUUGGUGGAGGACUCUCCUUUAUAUGUCCUCUUGCUUGUGCUAUCAAGUGGUAUCCAAAGUGGAAAGGUGUUGCAACCGGGGUCAUAUCCUGUGGCUUUGCUUCGGGCGGGGUUGUGGUACCUUUCGUUCAAACGUUUUUUAUAAAUCCUCACAAUCAGAAACCGGACCUUGUCCUUGACCCGUCGAAACCGGAAGAAAAGUAUUUCACUCAGCGAGAGAUUUUAGACCGAGUCCCAUACGUCUUUUUAAUAAUCGGUGGCAUUUGUGCUCUUUUUCAGUUGGUUGCAUUGAUAUUCUUAAGUGAUCCUCCUUCUAGUGUUCCUAAUAAAUCUUCAUCAGAUUAUGGUGCUACGUCCAAUGAUCAUGAUUCGAAAUCAGCGAUUAACACAGAUCCUGCUGAUCUUAAAGAAAUCAGCGCCAACUCAAAAAACAGUCAUAAUAUCACUUUCACUCAAGUCCUCAAAAGACCAAUAUUCUAUACUUUACUUUUCGUAUUUUUUGUUGCAGCGACUACCAGAGCUUUCAUUCGUGCACUAUACAAAGCAUUUGGACUGGAGGAAGUAGCAGAUGACGACCUGUUCAUGACAAUAGUACUAGUAACUGGCUCCGUAGCAAGCUUAAUAGCUAGAGUCCCGUGGGGUUUUCUAGCUGAUACGACUUCAUUUAAAUUUGCACUGGUACUUCAAGCAGCACUCAUGACUUGCUUAAUGGCUACACUUUAUUCCACCAGUGCCAUGUACAAAGUAAUGUAUCUCAUUUGGAUGAUGGGUGUCAACUUCUGUAUUGGUGGAUACUUCUCUAUUUUCCCGGUUGCAAUUGCACAAAUUUUCGGACGAGACAAUGUAGGCCUUGUAUACGGAAUGGUCUUUAUUGGUCAGGUACUAGGAAGCAUGCUGGCUGCCUUUUUCUCUCAUAUUUUAGUUGAUGUUAUACACUGGUAUGGUGUGUUUUUCAUACUAACUGGCUUCAAUAUAGCUAGCUAUUUGUUAAUACUAACCAUACCAAUUGAUAAAUAUAAGCAAGCUGCCAAUAAGCAACAAUAAUCAUUUUUUGGAUGAUAGUGUUAUAUCUUGCAAUGUCAUGUUAAU
Amphimedon queenslandica is the source of this 1462-nucleotide messenger RNA. RefSeq lists its product as uncharacterized. Bases 23 to 1417 code for a protein of 464 amino acids. Gene Ontology annotation, biological process: transmembrane transport. NCBI's taxonomy places the organism in Eukaryota, Metazoa, Porifera, Demospongiae, Haplosclerida, Niphatidae. Gene Ontology annotation, molecular function: transmembrane transporter activity. The transcript has a single exon. The record is from RefSeq and is a predicted model, not a curated record.